Xiphophorus maculatus (southern platyfish) is the source of this 2939-nucleotide messenger RNA. RefSeq lists its product as uncharacterized. The transcript has 9 exons. The record is from RefSeq and is a predicted model, not a curated record. NCBI's taxonomy places the organism in Eukaryota, Metazoa, Chordata, Actinopteri, Cyprinodontiformes, Poeciliidae. Bases 24 to 1007 code for a protein of 327 amino acids.
UUGAUGUGCUUGUGAAGAACUACAUGGGAAUCAUCCCACUGUGGAGCGGAAUGUUACUUGGCGACUUAACACGGUACAAAACACCCACAUCUGCUGCAACAAAUAAAACAAGCAAAUCAAGAGAAACAAACUGCCAUGUGGAGUUGUGGUUUGGCUUGGUAAAAAAGAACAUCUUGGCCAAAAAAAAGUACCUCAGACCAGCAGACUUCAUCACAAAAUUGUAUACAUCUUUACAAGGUUGGUAUGUUGAACAUGUUAUGCAGCAUGGUCUGCCAGACAAACUUCUGGACCAAACUGUCAGAGUUUUGAAUAAACCGGCAGAUGAUCCCAAAGAAAAAUGGAACAAGAGGGAAAGUUCUGCUGGUCAGACAAAGACCAAAUCCAAGUAUUUCAAUCCCCCGAAGAUAUUACCCAAUCCCAGAACUUCCAAAGGCCCAAAAAAACAAAUCACCAAAGCUGAAGAUGAUAACAAUAAUAAAGAAUCACAGUUAACCUUGCUUUGGAAAAAGAGUGAUACAGAAGUUGUAGUAGCAGUUGUUCCGUCACAAAUUAAAGGUCGGAGCAUUGUGAUUCAUCAUUCUGACUUGUGCACUCUUCGACCACAUCAAUGGUUGACAGGGGAGAUCAUUGAAAGCCUUCUGCAUGUGGCUGCCCAUGCAUUGGGAGUCAUGGACACCUUCUACAUCCUGAAUCACUACUCAGCUGGUGUGAUUUUGUUCUGGGACAGAACUGAGCUUCCUAGACAAAGUUUACCAAAGGUAAACUUUGACAACUAUGAAGCAGUUCUGUCCUUUGUCCUUGUGAACAACAAUCACUGGAAGUUGCUGAGAAUACUUCAAAAUGAGAAGGACAUGCCAUGGAAAAACAGACUGGGUUGGGAUCCAAUGGAAAGGGGGGACAAUGCGCCACCCUAUUCAACCAGACGGAAGCAGCUGUGGAGUUAUUGUAGUCAAAAUGGCAAAAGCACUGAUGGAAGCCUUCCCUCUGAUGCCAGAUGUAGAUUUUGACACAACAAAAAAGGCAAUGAAAAGUGAAAGAAGAACUCUCGCUCUUCAAAUCCUUGAUGCAUCAGUAUUUGAUGACCACUGUUGGUGUGCGAUGUGCGCUGCAUACAAAGCCCCGGGGUCUGGCCCUGGAAUGACAGACUGGAUCCAGUGUGACAACUGUGACCGAUGGUACCAUGCCCUGUGCAUAAAUAUGAAGAGCACAGAAUUUCAAAAGAAAAAAACAGGCAGUUGGAAAUGUGUAUUGUGUAGUUAAUCUGAAAACUAGAAACUGUGUUCAUUAUUGUUCGAAAUACGUUUUGAAAAUAUCUGUGGAAAAUGAAAAUGUAAUAUGUUUGUGUGGCAUUGAUGCUAUGUGUGAUGUAUAAAGUGUACUGGAAUCAUUUCAAAUUGAUAAGUAAUUUUAUGACGUUAUCUGAAAGCUAUUGAGCAACAAUCUUAAACUUUAAGGAAAAGUGUUAAAAGUCCGUCUGUUAGUUUAGUUUACUACAUUACCCAAGAUGCAUCUGUUCAUUUUGUGAUUCCGUUUCACGUAGUUGAGUGGCUUGUUUUUCUGUGCUACUGUGUGGCUCGGUGGCAUGAAAGUGGCAUCCGCUGACAUCCACCAUCAACCUAUCUUGGGUCCUUUGUGUACGAAACCUGUGUGCGUUUUUAUGAUAUAACCACACACACACACACACACACACACACACUCAUAUACAAAACAUCAAUAAACUUUUGAGCUGCACCAUUGGAGUCGCCCUAGUCCUUCUGACAGAGGAAGAGUCGAUUGACGAGAGAUCUGGAUUUAGCGCCUGUUUAGACGCACACAGUCUUCUACAAAAAGAUUCCUAAAAAUUAUAAAAUAAAAACAUAAAACAUAAAUAAAUGUCUGUGCCUCAUCUAUAGGGACUAUUAGAAUUAUUCCAAAGUGAUUUUGAGUCAAUAGGUCACAUGACCUGGAAGCUAUUGAAGAAAAACACUAAAUUUUGAUGAAAAAAAUUAAUUAAAAAUUGAAAAUGAUUUAAAAUGGAAAACAAAUGUCUGUGCCUCAUCUAAAGAGACUAGUAUAAUUAUUCCAAAGUGAUUUUGAGUCAAUAGGUCACAUGACCUGGAAGCUAUUGAAGAAAACAUUAUAUUUCUUUGACAGGAAUGUUAGGUUCAGUAAUUUGUUGAUAGUCCCUAAGUGAACCUUCGGGCGCUGCGGCCGGGAGCGGUGGAGAACCGCUGGCCGACAGUAGCGUUCAUAAAUCGGAUCAACCUUGAGCUAAACGCCGCUUACUCCGCGGAGCUCGAAUAUCGAAUAUCCAACUUGAAACUAACUUCACUGCGGUACUUUUAAGACGGAUUGAAGCGGCUGUUCGCUGGACUCCGCCGUCCAAUUAUCACCACAACAGCAUAAAGUUAAAGCCGUUUAGUUUCAGCUGUUAGAGCCCAGGAUUCACAGCGUUUCUUACACAGGAUUUCUUUUAACGCGAACGCCAUCAACUCAUUCACGCUUUUCUUUUAAAAGACAAUUUACUCUCAGUAAACGGAGUCCCGUCAAGCGUCAGAUUCCAGCUGGUAAACCAAAUACCAGUCCCGGAAAAAGAUCUAAACUCAUUCUGAAGAGUUUAGCCGUGCGCACGGUCCUUCUGGAUUCGGUCUCACCCGCUGGAAUCCUUCAGGAUCUUGGGAUCCGGCUUGGAAGAACCAAAUUAAUGUCAGGUUCAUCUACCUAAGCAUUCUCAAACUGAAAAAGAAGAGAGAGACAAGUGAGUUUUAGAUUUACUUGCAAGGAGAACGGACAGCAGCGUGCUUUAGUUACAAUCUACCCGCUCUAAAACAGCUCCUCCCAGAGACUUUCUUUUUAUUUCCUUAGGGCGGUCCUAGUUACAGAGCCUAUUCAGGGGUCUCAAACUCCAGUUCUCGAGGGCCGCAGUCCUGCAACUUUUAGAUGUGCCUCUGCUGCACCAC